Messenger RNA from Propithecus coquereli (Coquerel's sifaka), 4105 nucleotides. RefSeq names its product melanoma-associated antigen D1 (gene MAGEL2). The record is from RefSeq and is a predicted model, not a curated record. The transcript has a single exon. Bases 105 to 3665 code for a protein of 1186 amino acids. Gene Ontology annotation, biological process: negative regulation of transcription by RNA polymerase II. Lineage: Eukaryota; Metazoa; Chordata; Mammalia; Primates; Indriidae. Gene Ontology annotation, cellular component: nucleus.
AGCCUCCGAACAGCCUGAACAGCCACGUAGGCAUUCUCUUCUCUCUGGAGGAAAAGGCCCAGCAGCUGUCCGAGGAAAAGACCACCAGCUGUCAGCAAAGGGACAUGUCGCAGCUAAGUAAGAAUCUGGGUGAUUCGAGUCCUCCAGCGGAGGCCCCGAAGCCGCCUGUCUAUAGCCGCCCUACGGUUCUGAUGCGGGCCCCGCCCGCUUCCUCCCGGGCUCCGCCAGUCCCUUGGGAUCCACCUCCAAUUGACUUGCAGGCUUCAUUGGCCGCUUGGCAGGCACCCCAGCCUGCCUGGGAGGCCCCUCAGGGCCAGCUGCCCACCCCGGUGGCUCCCAUGCCCCAGCCUCCAGCCCUAGGGGGUCCGAUGGUCCAGGCUCCCCCACUGGGGGGCCCGAUGGGCAAGCCUCCUACUCCUGGAGUGCUAAUGGUCCAUCCUCCGCCUCCGGGAGCCCCGAUAGCCCAGCCUCCGACUCCGGGAGUUCUGAUGGUGCAUCCUUCAGCUCCCGGAGCCCCUAUGGCCCACCCUCCCCCUCCGGGGACCCCUAUGGCCCACCCUCCACCUCCGGGAACCCCUAUGCCCCAUCCUCCUCCUCCGGGCACCCCAAUGGCCCAUCCUCCCCCUCCGGGCACCCCGAUGGUGCAUCCUCCCCCUCCGGGGACACCGAUGGCGCAUCCUCCCCCUCCGGGGACACCGAUGGCUCAUCCUCCCCCUCCGGGGACACCUAUGGCCCAGCCGCCAGCUCCGGGAGUCCUGAUGGCCCAGCCUCUGACUCCGGGAGUCCUGAUGGUCCAGUCUCCUGCGGGAGCCACGAUGGCCCAGCCUCCGCCUCCGGGAGCCGUGAUGGCCCAGCCUCCACCUUCAGCAGCACCGAUGGCCAAGCCUCCAGGUCCUGGAGUCCUGAUGAUUCAUCCUCCAGGUUCGAGAGCUCCGAUCACCCAGCCUGCAGCUUCAGGAGCACCGAUAGUGCAACCGGCUGCCCCACCUGCGCAGCCUAUGGCUUCUUGGGCCCCGCAGGGUCAACCACUGAUCCUGCAAAUCCAGUCUCAGGUUAUAAGGGCUCCUCCGCACGUUCCCCAGGUCCCGCAGGCACCCCCUGCGCAGCUGGCCACACCCCCCGGCUGGCAGGCCACCUCGCCAGGGUGGCAGGCCACGCCGCAAGGCUGGCAGGCUACACCCCUGACCUGGCAGGCCACGCAGGUAACCUGGCAGGCGCCAGCAAUUGCCUGGCAGGGGCCACCGCCCAUGCGCCAGGGCCCCCCACCCAUCCGCCCUGGCCCACCGCCCAUUCGCCCUGGCCCACCACCGAUGAUCCGCCAGGCUCCACCUGUGAUCCGCCAGGCACCACCUGUGAUGCGCCAGGCACCACCUGUGAUGCGCCAGGCACCACCGCUGAUCCGCCAGGCACCGCCGCCCAUCCGACCUGCCCCACAGGUCAUGGCCACCCAGCCACCUCUCUGGCAGACCCUGCCACCCCCACCUCCUUUGCGGCAGGCCCCGCAGGCUAGGCUGCCGGCCCCGCAGGUGCAGGCGGCGCCGCAGGUGCCUACGGCUGCAGCUGCUACGCAGGUACCCGCGGCGCCGCCCGCUGGCCUGCAGGUGCCCCAGCCUGUGCUGCCGGCCCCGCUGUCUGUCCCACUGUCUGCCCCGCAGGCUGUGCACUGCCCCUCCAUCAUCUGGCAAGCUCCGAAAGGCCAGCCCCCAGUGCCACAUGAGCUACCGACGUCGAUGGAGUUCCAGGAGGUGCAGCCAACUCAGGCAGUAGCCUGGCAGGCCCCGAAGGCCCCCACUCAUUUCUGGCAGCCCCUGCCUGCCCAGGAGGCCCAGAGGCAGGCUCCCCCCGUUGUCCAGCAGGAGCAGCCCUUUCGGGGAGCCCCGCCCUCCCAGAAAGUCCUGCAAACUCAGUUACCCGCCCAGCAGGCCCAGCCCUCGGGUCCGCAAGCAGAGCUGCCUGCGGUGCAGCACCAAUCCUCCUGGCAAGGCCCCCCAGCAGUCUUUCAGGCCCAGCCCGGAGCCCCAGUAGACUCAUCAAAUUUUCCCCGGGGCUCCGCUAAAUCACUGAUGACUCCAUCAGGAGAAUCCAGGGCCUCUUCUAUAGAACCCAGGGGCUCUUCUAAAGAACGUAGGACCUCUUCGAAGGAACGGAGGGCCCCUUCAAAGGACCGCAUGAUCUUUGCUGCCACCUUCUGUGCUCCCAGGGCAGUUUCAGCUACACGAGCACACCUGCCAACUGCCUGGAAAAACCUGCCUGCCACAUCGGAGACCUUCACUGCCACCUCAAGGGUCUUUCCCUCUACCUCCCACUUUCAGCCUGCCUCUUCUAAUGCCUUUCUAGGCCCCUCUGCCACCCCAGAGGCCCCGAGGUCACUGCCAUUUCCUCUGCAGGAUCCCUUUGCCUGUGCAGAGGCCCUGCCUGCAGGCCCAUGGGUUCCACAGCCCAAUGUGAAUGCCUCAAAGGCAUCCAAAGCAGUGCCCACCAUCCUGAUGGCUACAGCAGCUGCCCCCCAGGCAACUGCCACUGCUCCAGAAGCCUCAAAGACCUCCGUCGAGCCCCCACGCCGCUCUGGCAAAGCCACCAGGAAGAAGAAGCAUCUGGAACCUGAAGAGGACAGCCGCAGCCAUACAUUGGCCUUUCAUGACUGGCACGACCAAAGGUCCUGGGAGAAUCUGAAUCUGAGUGCCUGGGCAGUCCAAAGCCCUAUCCAGGUCUUGGGUGACUGGGAGCACCCAAGCAUUCCCCACGGCCUGAAUGGCUGGGAGGGCCCUAGUACCUCUAGGAUCCUGAGUGGCUGGGAGGGUCCCAGCACAUCUUGGGCCCUGAGUGCCUGGGAGGGGCCAAGCACUUCCAGGGGCCCGGGUAUCUCUGAAGGCCCAGGUGGCCCUCAUACCUUAUUUAUCUCUGAGGUCCCCUGUCUCUCUCAGAGGUCCAGUGCCACCCAGGAUGAGGUGGAGGCACAGCCAUUGUCUCCCCUGGAUGAGAGAGCAAAUGCAUUGGUGCAGUUUCUCUUGGUCAAGGACCAAACCAAAGUGCCAAUCCAGCGCUCAGAGAUGGUGAAAGUCAUCAUCCCAGAAUAUAAAGAUGAGUGCUUAGAUAUUUUCAGCAGUGCCAACAGUAAGCUGGAGUGUGCCUUUGGUUAUCAGUUGAAGGAAACUGAUACCACAAACCACUCCUAUAUUAUCAUCAACAAGCUGGGGCAUCCUAAAGGUGAUUUGGUGACAUCCUAUUUAGAUAAGCCCAAGCUAGGGCUCCUGAUGGUAGUCUUGAGCCUUAUUUUCAUGAAGGGCAAUUGUGUCAGGGAGGAUCUGAUCUUUAAUUUUCUGUUCAAGUUAGGGUUGGAUGUCCAGGAGACAAAUGGUCUCUUCGGAAAUGCAAAGAAGCUCAUCACCGAAGUGUUUGUGAGGCACAAGUACCUAGAGUACAGGCAAAUCCCCUGCACUGAGCCAGCAGAAUAUGAGUUCCUCUGGGGCCCUCGAGCAUUCCUCGAAACCAGCAAGAUGCUCGUCCUGAGGUUUCUGGCCAAGCUCCAUAAGAAAGAUCCACAGAGCUGGCCAUUCCAUUACUUCGAAGCGCUGGCAGAGUGUGAGUCUGACGAUACAGAUGAGGAUGAUUCUGAUGCCGGUGACGAUCCGGGCAGCCCCACCAACAGUCCCCCUCCCCAUUAAUAAGUGAAGCAGAGAUCUUGUUCAUUUGUUUUUCCUGGGGCCACUGAUGGGGGAGGGAGUAUUUUGUUUCUGGUGUUUAUGUUCCAGUUCCACGUGUGUAAGUUUGGAUUUUUCCAUUUGGUUCCAUAUCUGCCAAAGUUUUGUACAUUUUCAUGUGGUGAUGAUUUCAACUGGCUACUGUUCUCUUUGGUAUUUUGGCAUUUGUAUUUUUAAGUGAAAUCUGUGAUUCUCUGUUUUGUGUUAUAAUUGUUAUGUUUUGGUAUCAGAAUUGUGCUGGCUUUGUGAAAUGAAUUGAGAAGCUAUCCAUCUCAUUCUGAUACUGAUUAUGUAGCAUUGUAAUUGGUUGUUCUUUGAACGUUAAAAUGACUCAUCAGUAAAACUGUCUACAGAAAAGUAAAUAUCUAUAUCUUUAUCUAUAUAUAAAUAUACUUUCAGCAUAA